Messenger RNA from Musca domestica (house fly), 1974 nucleotides. Its product is annotated as multidrug resistance protein 2. Gene Ontology annotation, cellular component: membrane. Bases 126 to 1841 code for a protein of 571 amino acids. Gene Ontology annotation, molecular function: transmembrane transporter activity. Gene Ontology annotation, biological process: transmembrane transport. The transcript has 9 exons. The record is from RefSeq and is a predicted model, not a curated record. Lineage: Eukaryota; Metazoa; Arthropoda; Insecta; Diptera; Muscidae.
AUGUAUGUAGAUAUAUAUACAUAUGUAUAAAGCCUAUAUUUGGAUUGUGUGUUGUUUGGUUUUUGAGCGGCUUGCGGUGAUCUAGGAACAUAUUGAGAGUGUUAGUUAUUCGCUGACCACAAAUCAUGAAUGACCGCAAGCAACUUAAAAUGGAUAAUUUUGAGGAUGAUCGCAGUGCUCUGAUUGAAGAGAGCCGCACAAAAACCAGUAGCCAUGAUUUAAGGUUGGACGCAACAACUUCUUCAAACGCAAAUCACAACGCCAAUGAAGAAGACACAACGUCGUCUAUGAUGGGACUGUCACUGUGGCAAAAAUCUCGUUACUAUUUGGUAGAGCCGACGGUUUUAAUUUUGGUUUUUGCCUAUAAUUUAUCGGCAACCGUUUGGAAAAACCAAAUAAUUCUUCAAACAUGUACGACGAUAUUCCAUCACAAUGCAACGGAUUGUAAAAAAUUGUCAACAAAAAACGCCAGCGAUUAUAUUAAGUCAAUCGAAACGGAAGUUCAAUCGUAUACGGUGGUCUUCUUUAUGACAAACUCCCUGAUACAAAGUAUUGUACCUGCUCUUUGUGGCACUUUUGUUGGAGCUUGGUCGGAUCGCUUUGGACGCAAACCUCUGCUGAGAGCUUCAUUUACGGGUUACUUUCUGUUCUAUGCCUUAACCUGUCUUAUCAGUCAUUUAUCGGAUUUAUACGAAGUUGAUCCAUGGUUUUAUAUCCUGCCUUCAAUACCGCUAUCUUUAUUGGGAGAUGGCGUUACAUAUUCAGUAGCUACCUAUUGCUACAUAUCGGAUGUUUCUUCACCCAAAGAGAGACCGUAUAGAAUGAACUUAUACGAAGCAGUCAUUUACAUUGGCCUUAUGAUGGGUUCAUUUACAUCGGGUUACAUUUACAACGCAUACGAAUCAUCAACACUGAUAUUUUUCAUAUCAUCAAUGUGUAUUCUGGCGGCAACCUUAGUUGUUAUAUUUAUAAUACCUGAAAGCUUGAAUAUACGCCAAACAUCGCCAGCAGAUGUGGUCCAUGAAUUUGAAAAUCCUCAAACCUCGACAAACAUUAUCAACACCACAGACAACAAUACGGAAGUUGUGGAUGACAAAAAGGACACAACACUUCACGCAGAAGAAGAACAACCAAAAGUAGAGGAAAAUAACCAACGUUCCACAAAUCGUCUGCGAAAAUUAUUCGAUAUUGAUCACCUCAAGGCAAUGUAUUCAACCUGUUUCAAGUUGAGAGAUUUUGAAACACGUUCGGUCAUCUUGCUGAUUGUGGCAUGUUUAUUGACGUGUGCCUUUGUCGUGGAGGGAUCGACGACCGUAUUUUAUUUAUUUGUGCGUGAGAAAUUCCAGUGGACCGUUAAAGAUUUUACCACAUACGAAACGAUAAGUAUUCUGAUACCGAUAUUGGGUAAUAUUUUCGGUGUGUGGCUGCUAAGGAGGGUCUUCAAAAUGAAAAUCCUCACAGUGGCCAUUUACGCUUUGCUCUCACAAACGUUUAGCAGUUUAAUGAAAGGCUUUGCUGCCGUUAAUUGGCAAUUGUAUUUAGCCAUUGCAUUGGGCGUUCUCAAGUCUGUUGUCAAUCCAAUGCUGAGAACGGUCUUGACAAAUCUCCUGCCUGCCAAUGAAUUGGGAAAAAUCUUUUCAUUUAUUAGUGCCAUUCAAGCCUUUUUGCCAUUUGUGGCAUCACCAUUGUAUACUGUGAUCUAUCGUUCAACACUUGUCACAUUUCCGGGACUGUUUAAUAUUAUCAAUGCAAAUCUAUUUAUGAUGGCCAUUGGUUUUAUAUUAGUAAUUUUACGUAAACAGCAAAAAUAUCCCGAACAUUAUACAGCGAUUUUAAACUGAUCUGAUUCGUGCCUUGCUCCAGAGAGGAAAUUUUUGUCCAAAAAUGCCAUUUGUUUGAAAUUGAAAUACAUUUAUUUAAUUUGUAAUAAAAGUAAUUAAUAAAAAAAACAAGGUAAUUUUAUAUACAUUCAAU